This is a messenger RNA of Aspergillus homomorphus CBS 101889, 898 nucleotides long. RefSeq lists its product as uncharacterized. The transcript has 2 exons. Lineage: Eukaryota; Fungi; Ascomycota; Eurotiomycetes; Eurotiales; Aspergillaceae. The coding region runs from base 30 to 674 and encodes 214 amino acids. The record is from RefSeq and is a predicted model, not a curated record.
CGUCUCCCCCUUUCCUCCUGAUACCCAAAAUGUCAUUCGCACCGCCGCCCGGAUCCACCGCGGAGUUGCACAACAGACUCCAAAGCGAGCCGCACUGGGGCUACACCAUCUACCGCACCACCUUCUCCGCCCAGGCGGACGCCGCAUUUCCCACCAUCCUCCGCUACCUCGACGCCUGCGUCAAGAAAUCGCUCUUUUCCGAGUGCGCCUCCUACAGCGAGAAUUCCCCCGGCGUAGAUCACGCCAUCUACCAGGGCAUCUGGGCUAAAUAUCAGUCCAUCGUCGUUGGAGAUGCGGCGCGGUUUGCGGGGGCCUCAAUGGAGUCAGUCCGGGAUCACUUCGAGGCCGUUGUUGAAGGACAGGGCCGACGUGACUUCUUUAACUCGGAUCGCAUGUGCAUUGUCAUCGACGAGGAGUCCCUGCUCACGCUGCUGGAUGCAUCGGUAGAGGCCCUGGAGGCGGAGGGGCCCAACCACGUCCUCGAAACGACGCGGUUCGUGAAGGUGGUCGAGGCGUGGCCGACAGUGGACCAGUAUGACAGUUUCCCCGGGUGGAUGGAAUGUUCGCCCCGGGCGAUGUGGGAUCUCUGGAAGAUGAUGGGCGAUGGCGAGGAGGUGAGGAAUUCGUGGGAGGAUAUGGAUGACAUGGACGGGGGGGUGUAUUGUGGGCCGUGACGAUAAUAGGAAUAAAUCACGCAGUAGAACCGAAAGUAUGAGGCUCUAACCUCUAAACUAUCUGCAGGAUCCUCAACUAAAUGCCUUCAAUAAUGGAUAGGAUAUAUUGUCAUUAUAUUACCCGGAAGGAAAACGCGAUGUUUCCGGAGGGGUGGAAGCAAGAUCUGUAGCAAUAUGCAUAGUAAAGGCACCAACUUCGGUACUAGCUAAUCCAUCAAAAAUAG